This is a messenger RNA of Rhipicephalus microplus (southern cattle tick), 6011 nucleotides long. It is a transcript of the gene Pfk, whose product is annotated as ATP-dependent 6-phosphofructokinase. NCBI's taxonomy places the organism in Eukaryota, Metazoa, Arthropoda, Arachnida, Ixodida, Ixodidae. Gene Ontology annotation, molecular function: 6-phosphofructokinase activity; ATP binding; identical protein binding. Gene Ontology annotation, cellular component: cytoplasm; 6-phosphofructokinase complex. The record is from RefSeq and is a predicted model, not a curated record. Gene Ontology annotation, biological process: canonical glycolysis; fructose 1,6-bisphosphate metabolic process; fructose 6-phosphate metabolic process.
CCAAUCGCGUGCUGGUAGCUGUUCUGUGGUUCCCCAGAGCGUGUACAGGCCGCAAGGUCGAAGGGGCAGCGCAUCUCUCUGGUCGAUGCGCGUCGUUUCUCGUCUGCCGUCCUCAUCUCUCAGGGACUCCUCGGAGGAGCUACGACGCUCUCGCGAUGGCUGAACGCGCGGCCCAGAAGCAAGAAGAGUACGAUAAUAAAGAACAGCAUGAGUUCGCCUCGGCGGCCGAGCUGGGAGCCACCGUCCGCGAGACCCGAGUGGCCCAGGGAUCGGCGAAAGGGAAAGUGAUCGCUGUGUUCACUAGCGGCGGGGACUCGCAAGGCAUGAAUGCGGCCGUGCGUGCCGUAGUGCGCAUGGGUCUCUACCUGGGCGCCCGAGUGUUCUUCAUCCGGGAGGGCUACGAGGGCAUGGUCAAUGGUGGUGACUCCAUUGUCGAGGCCACCUGGGUCAGCGUCUCGGGCAUUAUCCACAAGGGUGGCACGGUGAUUGGCAGUGCCCGAUCCCAAGACUUUCGCGAGCGUCAGGGCCGCCUGAGGGCAGCCAAGAACUUGGUCCACUGCGGCAUCACAAACCUGGUGGUGAUUGGCGGCGACGGUUCCCUGACUGGGGCGAACCUCUUCCGCCAGGAGUGGCCGUCCCUGCUUGACGAGUUGGUCAGCAACGGCAGCAUCACCCACGAACAGAGGAACACUUGCAGUCACCUCAACAUUGUGGGCAUGCUUGGUUCCAUCGAUAAUGACUUCUGUGGCACUGACAUGACCAUUGGAACCGACUCUGCGCUUCAUCGCAUCAUGGAAGCUGUAGAUGCUAUCGCCACCACUGCAUCGAGUCAUCAGAGGACUUUCAUCCUUGAAGUCAUGGGAAGACACUGUGGGUAUCUGGCCAUUGUGGCAGCCUUGGCCAGUGAGGCUGACUACGUGUUCAUUCCCGAAUUACCGCCAGAAGUCGACUGGCCCAACACCCUUUGCGACAAACUGAUUAAGGAAAGAGAGCACGGCAAGAGACUGCACAUCAUCAUCCUGUCUGAAGGUGCACAGGAUAGAGAAGGGAAGCCGAUCACAGCCGAGAUGGUCAGAAAGGUAGUAGUCGAGAAGGUAAAGCAGGACACUCGCAUCACUGUCCUGGGCCAUGUUCAGAGAGGUGGGAGCCCAUCUGCUUUUGACCGUGUUUUGGGCUGCCGAAUGGGUGCAGAGGCUGUACUGGCCCUGUUCGAAGCGAAGCCCGACUCUGAGGCUUGUGUUGUGUCCCUGGAUGGCAAUCAAGCCGUGCGCGUGCCGCUCAUGCAGUGUGUCGAGAAGACAAAAGCGGUUGCCAAGUGCAUGGCCGACAAGGAGUGGCAGAAGGCAGUGCAGCUACGUGGAAAGAGCUUCGAGCGGAACGUGCAGACGUAUCGUAUGCUGACAAGCGUGAUGCCACCGAAGCUGGACAAGCCAUCCUCGGCCCCGAAAAAGGAUGGCUUCCGGAUGGCAGUGAUGCAUGUCGGCGCUCCGUGCUGCGGCAUGAAUGCGGCCGUACGGUCGUUCGUUCGAAACUGCCUGAACCGUGGAGAUGUUGUUUUCGGGAUCCAUGACGGCAUUGAAGGCCUCAUUGAUGGAAAUAUUCAUUCCAUUGCUUGGCAUGACGUCAGUGGCUGGGUUGGCCAAGGUGGUGCCUUUCUUGGAACAAAGCGGACACUUCCCGGUAAUAUGAUGGAACAAUGCGUGGCGAAGCUACGGGAGUUCAGGAUUCAGGCACUGCUCGUCAUUGGUGGCUUCGAAGGCUACCACACAGUGCUGCAGUUCGCUGAAGCCCGAGAGAAGUACCCCGAGUUGCGCAUCCCCAUGUGUGUGAUUCCUGCCACGAUCAGCAACAACGUCCCAGGCACUGAGUUCUCCCUGGGCGCUGACACUGCCCUGAACGAGAUCACUGAGGGUAGGAGUGCGAGUGAUGCGUGUUAUGAGCACGUCAAGAAAGUCAUGAAUCUGGCUGUCCUCAGUCCCUACCUACAGUCGGAAGUGCAUCAGCUAAAUGCACUGUUUUACCCUAUCAGGAAUGAAAAGGCCAAUGAAAACUACACCACAGACUUCAUCUAUCGACUGUACUGCGAGGAAGGAAAAGAUGUGUUUACUGCCAGGCAAAACAUUCUGGGUCACAUGCAGCAGGGUGGCACACCGUCGCCAUUUGAUCGCAACUUUGGCACCAAGACGGCCACGCGGGCCUUCGAGUGGAUGGUGCUGCAGCUGAAGGCUGCCGCGAAGCCGGAUGGCACUGUGCACGCCACCACUCCCGAGACGGCCUGCCUGCUCGGCCUCAUCCGGCGGCAGUACUUCUUCACGCCCGUGCAGGAUCUUAAGUCAAAGACCGACUGGAAACACCGCCUCCCGAAGAGCACAUGGUGGCCUGACCUACGGCCUAUGCUGAACAUGCUGGCUACUUCUGACCGCUACUUGCGCGAGAUGGCUGGAAAGCAUCCACUUCUUGUAGAGCAGUCCAUAUCAGAGGACAUUGAAGAAGUGGCCUACAGCAUCUAAAUUAUCUUUCCUCCGCGCUGUCCUGUCAAUGCCUCUUUCUCUGUUUGACACCAGUUUUUUUCUAUCGACCCCAACGUUUGGAAUGCGGCAGGGCGAGAGCUGCCAGUGCCCUAGGUGCUGUUGCUGUCUUGUGCAGCUACAUUUAGAGAUGCUGGUUGUUGUCUGGACUGUUCUUUGUUCAAGAUUUUGUGUCCAUCCAAGUAAGCCUGCGCUAGAACUAUGUUUGUCGUUCCUUUUUCGUCCUCUUAUUUCAUGUUGUUUUUUGUGUUGAAGACAGAACUAUCUGUUCUGAUACCAGAGCAGCGUAUUUUCAGUCUCUCGAUUUUUGAGAUGUCAUCUUCAUUGCGUGCCAGUUCGGCUGAGCGACUGAGCUGGACAUGUUUUACUCUGGACACGUUUUUGCGUUGCCUGCUUUCGCGUAUUCUCAUCAGUAGACACCUCUUGUUAUAGUGACGUUACGCUAAUUUAAAAGAUGCAGUUGGUAUCAAAGAGAGAUAUAAUAGGGGACCUGUGUGGUGCUGAAAGCAUCACCCAAAAGUGAUCCCUUGAAAAAGCAGCCAUAUAUAUAUAUACCCACUGCUGUUCUCUCUGUCACUAGCCAAAUGUACUAUAGCUGUAUACGCUGCUGUUCAGUGAUACCGCAUUGAUGAUGAUUGGGAUGCCUUUUACAUCCUGUGGACACGGAGCAAGAUCGUGACUGUGUUCCUGUUACUUGCAUUGUUUAUUUUCAUGUGCGUCCGGCACUUAUAGGAACUUGGCACAUGAAGUGUUGCUCAUUUUACCUGUGCAUUGAAAAAUCUUUUGAACAUUUGUUCCUUUAUUCUGUGUCUGCUUUUGUGUCUUUCUUUGAGACAUUUCAGACUGGCAGAUCAAUGAGGAGUUGUGAGUGUUGGUUGUCCUUGAAAGGUGUUGAUUAGAAGCAAAUGUGGCUGCUGCACCGCAUGUCAGGCUUUUAAAGCAUCUGUUGUUGCCUUAAUUAUUGUAGUAAUAUUUGCCUUCUGCAUUAGCUUUUUUCUGAUGUAUUCAUAUACAAGAUUAACGUUAAGUAUUAUAUCACAUUACAUCUAAGCCAUGUAAGAAUUUUUAUUGUAAGAUUAUUUUGUUUUUAAAACUGUAUUUAGCAUUUUGCCAAAAUAUUUAUGGUAGUUAUUAACCAAGGUACUAUAUAGAAAUUAUUGCUAACUUUUGAGGAACUUAGCAUUGAUUCUCUUGAUUUUUAACUUCAAUGCUCAGUUUAUAUUUCCAUACGCUGUGUUGUUUCCCGUCAUAUUACAGCUGCAUUGGACUGUGCUUAUCACAAUUUUUAACAAAAAGCUAUUAAGAUAUUCAGUCAGUUUUGGAGGCUAAUUAUAAAGCAGUGUUUGAUAUGAUCACUACUUCACAAGCUGUGCAAACAAAUUGGUUUGACACUUAGAAACAGAUUAGCCUUUUUCCUAAAGGUUACUUUCACACUGUCAUAUCAUUAUUUAGGAUCCUCUGAAAUUCAUAUGCACGUCAAUUUGAGAUAACAUAGUAGUUGUGUAUGGCUCUCCCAGAUGACAUGAGAACAGCAGUGUAUUUUUAUCUCGCUUGCCACUAGGCUGCAAACCCGACAUCUGUUGGCUUUAUUAGAUUGAGUCUGGCCUAUAGUCGUGCAAAAAGGCUUGCUUUGUUUUAGCCUUGUUUUAUCCUUCUGUUUUCUAUUUAUAAGUAAUAUUUAUAUAUCGGACUGAGGAAGACUGUUAAUGCAUUAGACAAAGCCGACGCAUUUCGUUUAUAGAGAACUAUAUCGUUAGCAUAUUGCUGUGUAAUUUGCACUGCUGAAAUUGAUGGCAUUAAGAAGCAUUUGGAAGUGCCAUCAAUGUUCAUCAUACUUGAGAAUACUUUCCAAAGAAAAAAUUAAAUCUCUCGUUAACGGGUAUUGUGUUCAGCUAGAUCAUUCUAGGUUAACAAACAGAAAAAAAAAACUUUUUUUAUGCAUGACCUUGCCUGCCUAUUAUUGGUAAGCAUUUUUGAUUUACGAAAUGCAUCAGGAAAUCUGCAUAAUGCUUUCAAUCAAGUCAAUACAGCAAGUUCCUCAUUAUACUUUAUAUACAAUAUUUGUUGUGAGCAUGCAUAUGUUUAGUACAUGUCACUACUUGCAACAUUUUAGACUUUUUGCGUUCAGUGACUUGCUAUAGUGUAUCAAGGUUCAAUUGUGCAAAGAAAAACGCGAUUACAGUAUGCCAAGAGACACAGCCUACGAGUAUUUUUCUUUUAAAGAAAAGGUGGAUCAUGUCCAUUCACUUUUCUUAAUUCGGAUGUGGGCUGCUAACACAAAUGACGCAUGAAAAAUGGGCUGAUAUUACUAUUUCGGUUUUGUUAGCAGUGAUGACCUCUCUUCUCUCUUUAAUAUUUUUUUGAAUUUUUCUAGUCACUGCCACCUCAUUUUUUCUUCGUUAUUAAAUUUUAAUUGAUGCUUUUAAGUCGUAGAAAGGAGUGUAACUGUGCCCCCGUCUCGCCCUGUGCCACUGUGUGCUGUGAUGUUUUCCUUUCUUUUUUUUUACCUACUACGAUGAGUUGUGAUGGCUUUUCUGUCGUUGCCCUGUACUGUUGUGCGUAGAGCUGCCUUCGAGUGGUGGCCGUAGUCUUUCACGUGUGUGUGAACAAACUUGUGUGCCUGUCAUAAGUAAUUGUUGUAAGUAAAUGCCGCCAACUCUGUAUGCACAGAACCUUGUAGAUGCCCAGGACGCGUGUUAGGUAUUUUCGAGCGGCGAUUUUGUUAAAAGAGCAGCUCAUUCCUAUUCCCUCAUUUAUAGGUCAUUUGGAAUAUUUUUCAAGUGCUGUAUACCCAUGACUUGCUCUUACUCAAGUAUAUGCUGUCAGGGUUUUACUGCUUAAUAUUAGUCUGUUAUAAGUUCCUGACGGCAGUUAUUUCUCACAUAUUUACUGUCGCUAGUGUGUUGUAAUGAGAAUAUGUGAUUAUGAAACUAGUAACCAGGCAGUGGUGUUUUGACCUGUUGUGGGAGUGAGUUUGAUUUAUCGCUGGCAGGUUCCUUCAACCUGGCAGCGUAUUUAUUUAUUUUGAGGUCAUUUGGCAUUUUUGCUAAUGGAGUUUUCUUGCAUGUCUCGAUUGUGUUGCAUUUUAAUGUUAAGCAGAUGAUUGUCUGUUUAGUUUUAGAUACUUUAAUUUUGAACAUGUGCAUGAUGCAAUGGCCAGGGCACUCUGCUGUGGAUAUAAGACAUUGGUUUCUACUCCCAGUAGUGGAGUUAUUCUAAUGAUAGUGACAUUGCAUGCACUAUAAUUCUUUACCACCCAUCCUCAAUAAUGGUCAAUAUUAUUGCCUCCACGGCGAGUUCCUCUGUUAGCUUAGGUCCACCUUUGGCAUUAAACUUUACAAACUAUGAACUGCGGGUGAAUUUGCAUGUGACACAAUCACGUUUUCAAGGUAAUAUAGAUGAAAAAUGUGUACCUCUGCUGUUAUUGUAUGCCACUGUGUAUUAGUACUUUGAGAAUAAAAUAAAAGGUCUUGAACACCACUC